AUCAGCUUCGAUAUUUAGUAAAUCGUAUACAACAAGCUAAAAAUCCAUAUAGACAAGGUAUUCUUGGAAUAGUACAUAAUUUCUCAAAAAAUAAAAAUGAAAUUCAUAAUUAUAUUCAACAAUUAAGCUUCUUUGAUGAUGAUCAUAUAAUGAUUCUUUGUAUGACUAAAGAACAAGCUAUUAAACUUUAUGAAACAAAAUAUUUUCAAAUAGAUUUAACUUAUAAAUCUAUACAAAGUAAAAUAAAUGUAUUUGAGCUUAAUAAAUAUGACGAAAAUCAUCAAAUAAAUUGGAUACAAUUUUAUAAUCAACCAUGGGUUCUUGCAAGUUUAAACCAACAUUGUUCCAAAAUCAAUACUGAAAUUUGGUGUAUAGUUGGUGAAACAACUAAUGUAGCUGAAUCAGCACAUGCUGACAUUAAUCGGGAUGGAAAAGAAUUAAGUUUAAUGAAUGCAAUUGAAAA
Molecule: messenger RNA, 463 nt
Organism: Racocetra persica
Lineage: Eukaryota; Fungi; Glomeromycota; Glomeromycetes; Diversisporales; Gigasporaceae
Source: the annotation of a GenBank genome assembly